Messenger RNA from Pezoporus flaviventris, 1622 nucleotides. It is a transcript of the gene MPLKIP, whose product is annotated as M-phase specific PLK1 interacting protein. Gene Ontology annotation, cellular component: centrosome; nucleus; midbody. The record is from RefSeq and is a predicted model, not a curated record. The coding region runs from base 168 to 740 and encodes 190 amino acids. Lineage: Eukaryota; Metazoa; Chordata; Aves; Psittaciformes; Psittacidae. The transcript has 2 exons.
CCAAGGCCUGGCCUUCCGCGGCCCGGAACGUUUCGAGGUCGGAACUUAUCAGCCGCCUGGCGGGGAAAGGGGGGGAAGAGAAAAACCACGAGCAGCGACACCGCCCCGCUGAGGCUCCGCCGCCGCGCAGGUUAAUUCCACUCCGCCAUCGCCGCGCCGCCAGGGUCAUGUACAGGCAGAGUUUCCGCCCCCCGACGCCUCCGUACGCGGGCCACGGCUUCCGGAGCCCUCCGUCCGGCGGAGGCCCUAUGCCGCCCUCCCCGCGGGGCUACGGGAGCCCACACCACACGCCGCCCUACAUGCCGUGGCCUGGUGGGCCUUACGGCAGCGGCCACUCGCCCCGAGGACACGGCUUCCAUGGCGGCGUUGGCGGCGGGCGGUUCGGGAGUCCCUCGCACGGGGGGCAUACCCCGCGCCGGCCGCACAGCAUCAGUCCCCGGUACCCGGCUCCCUACGGCACCAAAUCCCCGGCUGGAACUACCCUGCACCCGCAGCAGCACAAGCGCUCGCCCGGGGGCUUCCAGCGGCCCUACCAGGGAUCACCCAGGACAUCUACUCCAUUUGGUACAGCGCAUGGCAGAGAGAAAAGAGUGUCUAAUGAUGUGGAAAACUAUUACAGACCUUCAAUGCUUGAGGACCCAUGGGCUGGCCUAGAGCCAGUUUCUGUUAAAGACAUAAACCAACAAUACAGCAGUGAGCAAACAACAUAUACUGGUAAAAAAGGGAGGUAUUUCAGCUAACACUUUUAAAGGCCAAAUAACUCCAUCUUGUCAGGAAAACUUUGGGACAUAAUCUUUACACUUACCCAAGAUGAACAAUAAUCAAGACCUUAAUGGUUUUAUUUGAUCCCACGUCUGCCCUUUUAUCCUACUUUUGUUUUUUAUUGCAUUGGAUAUUUUUAUGUAUGGGAGGGAAAAGGAGUGGUAGGAAAACUUACAUUUCUGGUUAUGUGGAAGUGCCUACCAUCUUUGAAGAACAAAGUGUUCUUUAAUCACCAGCGACUGAUUUGUGACUGUUAAAACAGGUUUCCAUAUAUUUACCUCUCUUCCAUGCCAGAUUGUUAGCCUUUUAUUGUAAACUCCUUUAGGAAAUGGUAUUUUUUUAUGUUUCAACAUUUUUAGAAUGAAUAGCUUGGAAAUAAAAUGGAAAUUUUGUAAAUCCUUGUUUUGUAAUGUAUAAAGAUUAUUUUAGGACUUUUGUUAAGGUGUACACAUGAACACAAAUAGUACUAGUGAAAUUAGGUGAUUUCUGUAAAUGUGCUUGUAUGCUGAAGUUUACCUCUGUUUUUCUGCAUAGUAGUUUUUGUUAAUUAUAGUGUAACAUGAAGUUGAAACAUGACUUUUAGCCAUCUCAGGAAACAAAUGUGUUGUCUUUGGAAAGUUCAAUUUGUUGAGUCAUAAACAUAAUUCUGUAAUAAUUUGCUUUUGUACUUAAAAGAAUCUUAUUUGAGUAGACAUUUCUGGAUUAUAUUAACAGGUCUGUUGAGUGGCUAUUUAAGAAGCACGUAAAGUAUCAAGAUAAAAGCAAAUGUACUUUCUGGAUCUACCUGUUAGAAUAGCAUAAAAGGAAUGGCAGUGUGUUAUACAGCUGACUUAAGUACAUGCAUAGCAUCUUUUUCUUAA